This is a messenger RNA of Stereum hirsutum FP-91666 SS1, 968 nucleotides long. RefSeq lists its product as uncharacterized. NCBI's taxonomy places the organism in Eukaryota, Fungi, Basidiomycota, Agaricomycetes, Russulales, Stereaceae. Bases 1 to 945 code for a protein of 314 amino acids. The record is from RefSeq and is a predicted model, not a curated record. The transcript has 5 exons.
AUGACCUCACAAUCCGCUGAAACCUCCAAGGACAUAGAUCCUCGACUCGUUCAACUGAGCUCCCAUGUUUUCGUCUGUGAACCUACAGUCGAUGCCGCUGUUGACUCUGUGCACCCAUCUGUCAUUCUCCUAUUUGGCUGGAUGUAUGCCCAGGCGUCUCACCUGAGGAGAUACGUCAUCCAACUCCGCCAUCUAUUUCCGUCCUCUACGAUAAUCCUCAUCAAAUGCGCGGACACGUCGUUCUACUGGGCAUCACAUCGAGAACAACAACGAAGAAUCCUACCCGCAAUCGAUGUCAUUCGGGAGAGAUCCAUUGGAAUGAAGCCAUUUAAUGGAGUCCUAGUGCAUGUCCUGUCUAAUGGUGGUGGCUUCCAGCUGCUCGAGCUUCGGAGAAUCCUAGCAAAGACGCGGUUCUUCAGCGAUGAGAAGACCCGGCUGGCGAAAGCGCCUAUCGCUCUAGUCCUCGACUCAGUCCCGGGAGCGAACGGAUUGUCCUCCAUGCUCGACGUCGCCACGCCUUCCCAACCCGUUCUCAAAGCAAUCACUACCCCCGUUGUCUCAGCGGUGUACCUCCUCAUGUACACAAUCAACGCGUUAGCAGGAAAUCCACCCAUCUUUGCCGAGCUUCGCGAGACACUCCACACCAAGAACACGCUCGCAUUACCGCCUUCUGCAACACCGAACUGCGCACCUCGACUCUACGUAUACUCUGCGUCCGACAAGAUCGUGCCGUUUGAUCUCAUUGAAGCCCAUAUUGACGAGGCAAAAGGGAAAGGACUCGAUGUUACUAUAGAGAAGUUCGAGACGUCGGCGCAUGUGUCGCACGCGCGAAAGGAUCCAGAGAGAUAUUGGGGCGCGUUGGAGAGACUGUGGCUCAAGGCUGUAGCAGAGUCGCGAGCUGAGAGAACGUCCGAGUUGAACUGUGUUAUGAAGAGUAAACUGUAGUCGUAAUGUAGCCCGUAUAUCAG